ACUAAUUUGGAAAAAUGAUGCCCAAUGAUUUUAACCAUAUGGCUAACAUUAUUACUGUUCUCUUUGAACAAAUCAUUGCAAGGAACCAUCAGAAGAUGGAUCAAGUUGAUGGAACAGACUCUGUAAUGGAAGAAGAGCUUGAUGAAGCAAAGAUUUUUGAGAACUCGGAAAUCACGAAAUUUGACUUCUUUGAUACUGUUUAUCAAAUAACUUCGGUGUUGGGACAGAGCAACCCUUGUUUAAUCUCUGCGUUGAUAGUCAUCGAUCGAUUCUCUGUCAAAAAUCCUUCAUUUAUGAUUACUCAGGACAACAUUCAGAGACUUCUUGUUGUCAGUGUCAGUUCCACCGCUAAGAUGCAUGAUGACUUCUAUUUCUCCAAUAAAAGCUGGUGACAGCUGACUGGGAUGGAUGUUCGUUCCUACAAUAAGAUGGAAUCUUUGUUCAUUAAGAUGAUGGACUUUGACUUUAAUGUUGACCAAGGUUACUACAACACCUACUGAAAAUCUCUAUACACAUUCAUCCAGUCAGUGCAGAAGGACCUAAGGCGCUCAUUUGAUCAGAUCUGCAGAUAUGCAGCAGCUCAGGAGGAGACUCAGUCCGAAAUUCCUGCUUAAAUCAAUAGCUCUACCUCUAUUGGCUCUUUUUAGCUUCUUACACAAAUGUUUGGAGCAAAGAUGAGUUUAAAGGUAGACAUUCAUCACAAAGGCGUCACUGCAGCAGCAGAGGCUCACUUCCUUUGUGGCUUAAUAAGUAUCUUUCUAACAAUAGACUUCUU
Messenger RNA from Moneuplotes crassus, 775 nucleotides. The record is from the annotation of a GenBank genome assembly. Lineage: Eukaryota; Ciliophora; Spirotrichea; Euplotida; Euplotidae.